AUGCCGCCAGAAGCAGAAUUGGCCGCGGCGCCAGCUGGAGGUAGCACCUCCAGUGACUUUGUGCGCAAACUCUACAAAAUGCUCGAAGAUCCUGCAUACAGCUCGGUGGUGCGGUGGAGCAAUGAAGGAGACAGCUUUGUGGUUCUCGAAGUACGUUACAGGGUCCCCCCCGUCCUCCUCAUAAACAGUCGCCAGUCGCUGGCGGGCAAGAUGAUUCGAGUCCAACCUGACUGGUUCCAGAACGAGAAGUUUACCAAGAGCAUCCUACCAAAACACUUCAAACACAGCAACUUCGCUAGCUUCGUGCGACAAUUGAACAAGUAUGACUUCCACAAAGUGAGGCAUAAUGACGACAACGGCGAGGCGCCAUACGGCAAAGAUGCCUGGGAAUUUCGACACCCCGAGUUUCGGGCUGAUAGGAAGGACAACCUAGACAACAUCCGGAGGAAAGCGCCAGCUCCGCGAAAGCCACAGCAAGCCGAAGAACCAUUCCCAGCCACGCAGCAAAUAGCUCUCCUCAAUGACCAACUCGUGGCGACCCAGCAUCAGGUCCAGGCGUUGCAGGAGCAGUACUACGAAUUGACCAGCACCAACAAGGUGUUGGUAGGCGAGGUUGUAGGCUUGCAGAAGAUGGUCAAGGCGCAGAGUCAAGUUGCCAACGAGCUAAUUAACCACCUCAGCAAUGUUGACGACAGGAGACGUAGCAGUCGGCACUCGGCGCAUUCGAGCCACUCGAGCCACUCUGGCCCCGGGUUUCACUCCAACAACAUGGGCGUGUUACCCGACGGUGCUGAUGAACCUGCCGCCGAGUUGCGACGAGCGCGCGAGAUCCUAAACGGCGUUUCACCCGACUCGCAGGCGGACAGGAAGCUAGAAAGGCUAACUGUGGGCCACCACCAGACCGGAUCGCCGCCCGACUCGGCAUCGUCCUCCGCAAUGUUCAGCCAAGCUACUGCAGCGCCUCAGAUGCCGUUGAUGCAAGAUCCCCUCAACGACAUGAGGCACAUGGUGUAUCCCGUGGGCCAGACAGCCGGUAUCGACCCAUUCCACUCAGACCACAUCCAGAACAUCCCGUACAGUCGUCCUCUCAGUAAUCCGAAUGCUCUUGCCGAGGCCCCACCACAGAUCACCCCGCCGCCAAAAGAUCCCGGGGGAUCAUUAUGGGGCUCGAGAAAGCCGAGGAUCCUGCUGGUCGAGGACGACAAAACCUGCGCGAGGAUCGGUUCCAAAUUCUUGUCGCACGUCGACUGCAACGUCGAGGUCGCUCGGGAUGGUUCGGAGGCUGUGAACAAGGUUAAUGCUGAACCCGAUCGUUACGACCUCAUCUUCAUGGACAUCAUCAUGCCCAUGUUUGACGGUGUCUCGGCAACGGCGUGUAUCCGGCUGGUAGCGCCUCGUGUGCCAAUCGUGGCCAUGACGUCGAAUAUUCGACAAGAAGACAUCGCGACCUACUUCCACUGGGGCAUGAACGAUGUUCUGGCAAAGCCAUUCACCAAGGACGGGAUGGUUCGCAUUUUGAGAAAACACCUACCCUACCUCCUCAAGAACCCCCCACCCCCAGGCUCAACAGCGGACGACAUGCCUCCGGGUGUGGGGCAACAAGGGUCAGGUCCUCCUCCAUACCCGAACUCGGCCGGCGGGAUGUCCAUGACACAAUUGGCAGGUCCAGCGGCCAUGUCAAGCGCGGGUGGACAAAUAAAAUUUGAAGGCACGCCUAUCCAAUCGCCGGCAACGACCUCCUCUUGGCACUCUCCUAGCCAGAUGGCGCACGCGUCGCCCACCCUCGAGAAUGGCGGGUAUAUGAACGCGGUAGGGAGUGGUUCGGGGAUGAUGAUCACGCCGGGGGGGACGCAGAGACCUCAAUAUGCAACCCAGGUGAUGGCGCAAGUCGGGACACCGACCUUGGGCCGCAUGCCCGAGGGCCUCGCGGGAAUGGCCGACGACAGACCGGAGAAGCGGCAGCGGCUAUACGGCCCACCUCAGGGAGGAUACCCGCAAUGAUCAUCUUGGGAGCGGAAACAGGCUCUCUAGCUCCGAAUCGCGCCGCCGGGGUUGGCAUGUCAUUUCGCUGGCCUUUUUCUGAGGAUUGCGCUUUUCCGAUGCUCCGCUUCUGUAUAUUCACAUCUUAGGGCUGGCCGGAACCCAUUUGUCCUGCCUUGCACCUUGUCCAUACCAUUUGGCGGAAACAGGCGAGGGGGACGGUAUUUGGCUGGCUAUGGUUAUUUGGCGUUGGUCCCCUCAUCA
Messenger RNA from Phialemonium atrogriseum, 2244 nucleotides. Its product is annotated as response regulator. Bases 1 to 2001 code for a protein of 666 amino acids. Lineage: Eukaryota; Fungi; Ascomycota; Sordariomycetes; Cephalothecales; Cephalothecaceae. Gene Ontology annotation, molecular function: sequence-specific DNA binding; DNA-binding transcription factor activity; phosphorelay response regulator activity. The transcript is spliced from 6 exons. Gene Ontology annotation, biological process: phosphorelay signal transduction system; regulation of DNA-templated transcription. The record is from RefSeq and is a predicted model, not a curated record.